Molecule: messenger RNA, 1733 nt
Organism: Brassica oleracea var. oleracea
Lineage: Eukaryota; Viridiplantae; Streptophyta; Magnoliopsida; Brassicales; Brassicaceae
Product: NAC domain-containing protein 69-like
Exons: 6
Coding region: 85-1392 (435 amino acids)
Biological process (GO): regulation of DNA-templated transcription
Molecular function (GO): DNA binding
Source: RefSeq, a predicted model, not a curated record
AACAAAAAAAAACAGAGAGAAGAAACCCUUCUCUCUUAAACCCUAGUUUUUGUUUUGAUUAAGAUCUGUAUUUUGUGUGUAAAAAUGGAGAAGAAUCUCGUUGGAUAUAGGUUUAGUCCUACGGGAGAGGAACUGAUCAACUAUUACCUCAAAAACAAGAAUCUUGAUAAACCAUGGCUAGUCGACGAUGCCAUCAACGAGAUCAACAUCUGUGCUCACGAUCCAGAGUCCUUGCCUUCGUUAUCGAAGCUGAAAUCGAACGAUCUCGAAUGGUACUUCUUCUCUCUCAGGGAGUACUACGAACCUGAGAAGAAGGGAACGAAGAGGACAACACCCUCUGGGUUCUGGAAAGUUACUGGUUCGGAUAUAGAAAUCAAGGACAAGAGAGGACACGGUGUAGUGAUCGGGAUCAAGAAGACGCUUGUCUACCAUCAAGGUAAAUCAACUAAUGGAGUUAGGACUCAUUGGGUUACGCACGUGUAUCAUAUCACUUCCUUGUCUCUUAACCAGAGCAACUAUGUUAUCUGCAAAGUAACCUACAAAGGUGUUGACGGAGACAGUUUGUUCGGUAAUAACUCCAAGUCCAAUGAGUUACGCCACUCCAUGGUCUGUGUUUCCAAUACUGCCAGAGGGAUUAACACAACCCCUGAGGUUGAGCAACCAGGGGACAAAGGUCUCUAUAUAUCUAUGGAUGAUUUGCCAACCCCAAUGAACGAGCAAGAUGAUCCCUCUCUAUUCAAUUCAGACACGUUUCUCAACGACAUCUACCCUCACCAGCAGCCACAAAUUCACUGGGAUGAUGAGUAUUUUAGUAAAUGUCUUACUUUUAAUGGAGGGAACCAUGCUGAUGUGCUGGGCGAUCUAGACAUCAUAAUGGACGAGCACCGCAACGAUCACAGGCCAAAGAAAGCUUUGACAGGGUUCCUUCCUGAUUAUAGCAGUGAGAGCGAUGAUGCUGAAUCCAUAUCUGCAACGAGUUACCAAGGAGUAUCAAGUCCAGAUAGCGCUCACAAUGUGAGUAGACACUUCCACACUAGUGUAGACGAGAUUCCAUCUUUGAGGAAAGACUCUGGCAAAGAUACACAACCUCAUGCAGAAACUUCUAUUAAUAGAAAGACUCGGAAAUCUCAUUUCACACGGCGCAUUAUACCCUCAAAACAAGAGGUGAAAGAAGUCAAGUCUACAGCCACUGAUGCAUCCAAUGACAAGAAGUCAUCAUCACCUAUGGUGAAGAGAGAGAAGAAGGGCUGGUUGAUCACAGAGGACGCAAUGGAGAGAAAAAACCGCAAGAAUCCACAGUAUAUCUUUGUCAUGAACAUGAUCAUAAGCUUCAUCAUCUUGGUGGCUGUCAUUGGCAACAUCAUAUGCGUUUUACAAAGAGUCAAAACUUGAACUUGCUGAUGAAGUUUGAUUGCGAGGGGAGGCAAAGCAGAUAGAUUGAAGCACUUGUUUUUAUUUGGCUUUUUCUGAUUCUGUUUUUUUUUUUUUUUUAACACGUUUUUUUUUAAAGGGGUGCAACAGGAGGAUUUCCCGGGAGGUCACCCAUUCUAGUACUACUCUCGUCCAAUCACGCUUAACUGCGGAGUUCUGAUGGGAUCCGGUGUAUUAGUGCCGGUUUCUUGUUUUUUUUUUUUGAAUUGUGUGUAUCUGUGUGUAAAAUAGAUGGACUCAAUUAUUCUGGUGGGCCUGUUACGGGUAUAUCUCGAGCCUUAAAUAAAAAGUGAAAUUUAAUA